UUCCGCUUCGACCCCUACGCAACAUUCCCCUUCUCUCUCUCUCCUCUCUCUCUCUAGAAGGGGCUCGUGUUCUUAGACUCGUUCCCCCGUCAACCACCGCGUUGGAUCGUAAACCCUAGAUCAGGAUCAGGAGGAGGAGGAGGAGGAGGAGGAAGAAGAAGUCGGAGAUUGGAGAUUCCCGACGAGCUCGAAUCGAAGAAGUCGGGGACGGAUCUGAGUGUGGGGGAGAGGAGGCGGCGGCGGAAGAGGAGGAGGGAGAGGGAGGGAGAGAGGAGCCAUGUCUAUGUCGGAUUCGGACUCCUCCCACAACGGCGACUUCAAAACAUUUCGCCAAAUCAGCCGAGAACGUCUACUAUAUGAAAUGCUCCGAUCAGCAAGAGGAAAGGACUCAAAGUCAACAUGGAAGGUGCUUAUCAUGGACAAACUCACUGUUAAAAUAAUGUCUUAUUCCUGCAAGAUGGCAGAUAUUACCGAGGAAGGGGUUUCAUUGGUUGAAGAUUUAUACAAACGCAGGCAGCCAUUGCCAACGAUGGAUGCUAUAUACUUUAUUCAGCCAACUAAAGAAAAUGUUGUCUUGUUCUUGUCCGACAUGUCAGGAAGAAGUCCACUAUACAAAAAGGCAUAUGUGUUUUUCAGUUCACCUGUACAAAGAGAAUUAGUGGCUCAAAUCAAGAGGGAUGCGAGUGUCUUACCACGCAUUGGUGCACUGAGUGAGAUGAACUUGGAGUACUUUGCGAUUGAUAGUCAGGGUUUUAUAACUGACCACGAGAGAGCUUUGGAGGAAUUGUUUGGUGAAAAUGCAGAAGGCUCUCACAAAUACAACGAAUGUUUGAAUACAAUGGCUACUCGCAUUGCUACAGCUUUUGCUUCUUUGCGAGAAUUUCCUUAUGUGCGCUACCGUGCUGCCAAGUCAUUAGAUGCUUCCACCAUGACAACCCUCCGCGAUUUAAUCCCCACAAAGCUUGCUGCUGGUGUUUGGAACUGCCUUGGCAGGUUCAAAUCUACGAUUCCUGAUUUUCCUCAAUCCGAGACCUGUGAGUUACUCAUUGUGGACCGGUCGAUAGAUCAGAUUGCCCCUAUCAUUCAUGAAUGGACUUAUGACGCCAUGUGCCAUGACUUACUAAAUAUGGAUGGUAACAAAUACAUACAUGAGGUUCCAAGCAAAAAUGGAUCAAAAAUGGAAAAAAAGGAGGUUCUUUUGGAGGAUCAUGAUCCUAUUUGGCUUGAGCUUCGACAUGCACAUAUAGCAGAUGCUAGUGAAAGGUUACAUGACAAAAUGACCAACUUCAUAACAAAAAAUAAAGCAGCUCAGUUACACCAUAUCAGAGAUGGUGGUGAGCUAUCAACUAGGGAUUUGCAGAAAAUGGUUCAAGCACUUCCACAGUACAGUGAUCAAAUUGACAAACUUUCCUUGCAUGUGGAGAUUGCAGGAAAGCUCAAUAAUCUGAUUAAAGAGCAAAGCCUUCGAGAAAUCGGACAACUAGAGCAAGAUCUCGUCUUUGGAGAUGCUGGGACGAAGGAUGUAAUUAAUUUUCUGAGAACAAAGCCUGAUGUCAGCCAUGAAAAUAAAUUACGUUUGUUAAUGAUAUAUGCUGCUAUCCAUCCAGAGAAGUUUGAAGGUGACCGAGGGGCAAAGUUGAUGCAGUUGGCAAGAUUACCACCUGACGAUAUGAAUGCUGUAAAUAACAUGCGUUGCUUAGGAGGACCCGAUACUAAAAAGGCUUCUGGAGGGGGUUUCUCUCUUAAAUUUGAUGUUCAUAAGAAGAAGCAUGGAGUCAGAAAAGAACGGAGUGAUCAGGAAGAGACAUGGCAACUGUCAAAAUUUUAUCCCAUGAUAGAGGAGUUGAUUGAAAAGCUUAGCAAAGGUGAACUACCUAAGGAGGAUUAUCCUUGUAUGAACGACCCCAGCCCUAGCUUCCAUGGAACUACACAACAGAGUGUAUCAGUUCGGACAAGUCCAGCUCAUCAGCCUGCGCAUUCCAUGAGAUCCAGGCGGGGUGCCACAUGGGCCAGACCUCGCAAUUCUGAUGAUGGGUAUUCAAGUGAUUCUGUGCUGAGGCAUGCAUCUAGUGAUUUCAAAAAGAUGGGUCAACGUAUCUUUAUUUUCAUCAUCGGUGGAGCUACUAGAUCUGAGCUCCGUGUUGUUCACAAGCUUACGACGAAGCUGAAGAGAGAAAUCAUCCUUGGGUCAUCUAGUCUUGAUGAUCCUCCCCAGUUCAUUACAAAACUAAAGUUGUUGUCAGCUCAAGAACUUUCACUGGAUGACCUUCAGAUCUAGCAACUUCACAAAUAUAGGUGCCUUCUACAGGCUGUAGACUCUCACUACUCGGUGCAUUCCUAAUGUACAUAUACAUCUUCGUGCUGAAUUUUUUCAAUGUUUAGAUACUCUUAAUGUGGUUCUUCAUUAAGGGACGACCCAGAUUCAUUCCAUAUUUUGGACUCGAGCUGCAUCAGAUUUACCUUUGCAAAGGUCUUUUUUUCGAGUGAAUAUGACAAGCUGCUGCAUAACUUAAGGUGUAUAUAAUACCACCACAUUGACUGCAGCUUGCAACUGUAUUAUGUCUGACACAAAUUUGAAAAUAUUUGAGAGGUGGAUACCGGAACUUUUUCUUUUAUUGGAAACGAAAAUUUCCGGUGUGAAAAGAUUGUUGCUGUGGCCUGUGUUCUUGCCAUUACCUGGUUAAUGUUUGUUGUAGAUCUAAUUUGUUAAUGAAUAACUGAACCAUUUUAGGUCGGCUUGUGAGUUUUAUUUAUUUUGAUGAGUAGUCAUUUAUUAUUUGUUCGACUCA
Ananas comosus (pineapple) is the source of this 2789-nucleotide messenger RNA. Its product is annotated as SNARE-interacting protein KEULE-like. Gene Ontology annotation, biological process: intracellular protein transport; vesicle-mediated transport. The transcript has 21 exons. The record is from RefSeq and is a predicted model, not a curated record. Lineage: Eukaryota; Viridiplantae; Streptophyta; Magnoliopsida; Poales; Bromeliaceae. Bases 278 to 2278 code for a protein of 666 amino acids. Gene Ontology annotation, molecular function: syntaxin binding. Gene Ontology annotation, cellular component: plasma membrane; secretory granule.